AUGUCAACCCAAUACGCCAACUCCAUCCCUUUUACCGCAAACCACACCCAACAAGCCUUCAAACUGCUCGAACUACCCCCCGAACUACUCACCCUCCUAGAAUCCGAUACUCCUCCCACCGUCUCCAACACCGCCUCAAACCACAUCCUAAAAACCUACACUCUUCGCCAAAAAAAUACUUCCAACCCACUUAUGUUACUUUCACCCUCUUCUGUCCAAAAGAUCCCCGAAGAAGAACAAGAACAAGAACAGGCACCCUCAUCUUUUACAUCCAUCACUCAACCAAGCAUAACGCGAAUAUCUAGUGUAGAUCAGACUAUUGAGUUGAUAGAACAGGAAGAAGAGCAGGAUUUAGAAGGACAAGGACAGGGAGGAGAAAAUUCAAAACAGAAAGAAAAACCAGUCAAGGUGAAUAAAUGGCAUGAGAAAUUUGCGCAGAGUAGAGGGAGGACUUCGAAGUGA
Messenger RNA from Sclerotinia sclerotiorum 1980 UF-70, 462 nucleotides. RefSeq lists its product with no specific name. The transcript is spliced from 2 exons. The coding region runs from base 1 to 462 and encodes 153 amino acids. NCBI's taxonomy places the organism in Eukaryota, Fungi, Ascomycota, Leotiomycetes, Helotiales, Sclerotiniaceae. Gene Ontology annotation, biological process: mitotic sister chromatid cohesion. The record is from RefSeq and is a predicted model, not a curated record. Gene Ontology annotation, cellular component: Ctf18 RFC-like complex.